GGGGGACAGAAGCAUACACAAACCUUUAUUCUUGUUUAAAUUACAGUCGGGUGAUUGGCUGAAUGGGUGACCUCGCAGAAACACAGAUCACCUCCAGCUUGCAGCCGCUGUACGCGCACGGUUUUUUCCUCCACUAACCGGGAGUUGUGAUGUCCAGAGCUUUCCCCGCUGACUGACACUCGGCGUCGUACCAUUUUGGAACCGAACUGAAGGCUUUGAGGACGGGGGAGGAAGAUGAGACCUCCCAGCCCUCUCCUGAUCCUGCUGUACUUCACCCUGUCCAAGAGUGUGAAAGUGGUCUCAAAGAGAGGCUCAGUAGACGGCUGCACAGAUUGGUCAGUGGAUUACAAGAAGUACCAGGUGCUGCAGGGUGAGGCAGUCCGUCUGAAGUGCGCUCUGUUCUAUGGUUACAUCCGGAGCAACUACAGCCAGGCCCAGAGCGGAGGCCUUAGCCUCAUGUGGUACCGCAGCUCUGGCCUCGGCCACACCGACUUUGAAGAACCGAUCUCUUUCGAUGGAGUGCGCAUGAGCAAGGAGGAGGAUGCAAUUUGGUUCAGACCUGCUGACCUUCAAGAUGUGGGACUCUACUCAUGUGUUUUACGGAACUCUACGUACUGCAUGAAGGUCUCCAUGGCUCUGGCAGUGGCUGAAAAUGAUACAGACCUCUGCUACAACUCCAACAUGAGAAUAACUGAGAAGGCUGAGCUCGGUAAGAGGUUCCACAUCCUAUGUCCAGAAAUAGAUGACUACGUUGAACCUGGGAAGGAGCCUGAAAUCACGUGGUAUAAGGAGUGUCGUCCAAAAAAGUGGCGGGCCACUAUCUUCCAGAGGGGAGACAAGUUGUUCUUUCAAGAAGUUAAGGAGGACGACAUUGGGAAUUACACCUGUGAAAUCCAGUUUGGCGGCUUUGUUGUCAGAAGGACGACGGAGCUCACAGUAACUGCUCCAAUAACCGUCGACCCACCGAAGAUCCUGUUUCCGGCAGAAAAUAAGACGACCAACAUGGAGACACAACUCGGAAGCGCUUUGAACCUCACAUGCAGAGCAUUUUUUGGCUACAGCAGAGACGCCAGCCCGCUCAUCUACUGGAUGAAGGGCGAGAAGUUCAUAGAGGACCUGGAUGAAGAGAGGGUCCAGGAAAGUGACAUCAAGCUUGUCAGGGAACAUCUCGGAGAGCAGGAAGUGGCCAUUUCCUUGACUAUUGAGUCUUUGGAGGAGGAGGAUUUAGGAAACUAUUCCUGUCAUGUGGAAAAUAGUCACGGGCAUAUCAACGCCACCGUUCAGAUCUUCAGGCGGGCAGAGCUCAUGUACACAGUGGAGCUGGCAGGAGGGCUGGGAGCGAUUCUGCUGCUUCUCAUCUUCCUCAUCUCCCUGCACAAAUGCUACAAGAUUGAGCUGAUGCUUUUCUAUAGGAGGCACUUCGGCAGCGAGGAUGUAGAUGGAGAGAACAAAGACUAUGAUGCAUAUCUUUCAUACACCAAAGUGGACCCUGACCAGUGGAGUCAGGAAACCAGGGAGGAGGAGCGCUUCGCCUUGGAAAUACUACCCGAUGUGCUGGAAAAACAUUACGGCUACAAACUCUUCAUCCCUGAUCGAGACCUCAUUCCAACAGGCAGUCUCACCAAUGAGCAUUACCAGGAUGACACACGACUUUUUGGAGCGUACAUAGAGGAUGUUGCGCGUUGCGUAGACCAGAGCAAGCGCCUCAUUAUAGUUAUGACACCCAACUACGUGGUGCGGCGAGGUUGGAGCAUCUUCGAGCUAGAGACCCGACUGCGCAACAUGCUGGUGAGCGGCGAGAUCAAAGUCAUCCUGAUCGAGUGCGCCGAGCUGCGCGGCAUCAUGAACUACCAGGAGGUGGAGGCCCUCAAACACACCAUCAAAACCCUCACCGUCAUCAAGUGGCGGGGCCCCAAAAGCAACAAGCUCAACUCAAAGUUCUGGAAGCAGCUGCAGUACGAGAUGCCCUUCAGGCGCACAGAGCCCAUGCUCACGCACGAGCCGGCGCUGGACGUCAGCGAGCAGGGUCCCUUCGGGGAGCUGCAGACCGUCUCGGCCAUCUCCAUGGCGGCGGCCACUUCCACGGCCAUGGCCACCGCCCAUCCAGAGCUGCGCUCCUCGUUCCACAACACCUACCACACCACCAUGAGGCAGAAACACUACUACCGCAGCUACGAGUAUGACAUACCCCCGGGGGGUACCCUACCGGCUCUCUCGACUCUGGGGAACCAGCACACCUACUGCAACAUCCCGUUAACACUGCUGAACGGGCAAAGGCCUCCAGGGAAGAGCCGAGAGCACAGCCUGGAAGAGGCUCACGCCAACAACGCCAUGCUCCCGCUGCUGCCAAGAGAAACCAGCAUCUCCAGUGUCAUCUGGUAGUGACGAGCGGUCUCGACAUCGGCUUCGGGAAGACCAAGGUCAGGGUCGGAGAUGACGAGAACCAACAGGAGAAAUUGGAUCUAGAAAUGGAUCUGUUCGGGUCCAUGCAUCACCACUGAUGGAAAACACAGGAGGUGGUGUGGGGACGGGUUCCCCCUGUCUUUGAAGAGGACCAGUCUCUUCUAAUGAGCGAUUUUAUUUUCUAUGUGGAACUGAAGAAAACAUUAAAAGAAGCAGACUUUUUUUUCUAAACGGAUAAAUAAAGUGCAGGAACUCCGCUUUAAGGAAGACAAACACAAUUCCAACAUCUUCACAUAAAGAAAUGUGCAUACAUACAAACAAAAGGAAAACAGGGUCUGUACAUAUAUUUGCAUUUUAUCGGUAGCAUCAGUGUUUUCCUGUUUUGUUCUUUAGUCUGUUUAAUUCAAUCAAGUCUGUUGCCUUCUCCACUGUAGGACUUUGCUUUAAAAAUGUGACACAAACUUGUAUAUUUUUUAUUCUUUUCAGUUUUUUUUUUAAUCCUGCUUUUAAUACGCUUGAUUGGAAAGCCACUAUGCCAUGUACUUGCGCUGUUGUGUUCUUUCUAUUUGUUUUAUCUUGUUUGUUUGUUUGUUUUAAAUCAUUCUGUAGUUUAAGCUAACUUUUUUUUAUGAAACAAAAGAAAAACUUUUUGGAAGACCUGGACAUCUUCAGGAGAUGUGAAGAGCUGAAACCUGUUUUUGUUUGCCUGUACAAGGUGUAUCUAUUUUAAAACAGAACUCCUUUGGAAAAAAAAAAAAAUUUGAAUAUGCAAAAAGACUGAGGAGCUGGCAUUAAAAACAUCCGGCCGCGUGGGGCACAGAUGACAGAAGUGGUCGGAGAGAAGCGCCGGUCUCCUCCAAUCAGACCGACAGACUGGCAGAUCUCUUUCUGACGCUUCGGUUUUUGUUUGUUUUUUUUGUCUUUUUUUUUUUUGUUGUUUUUUUCUAUCGAAACAAACAGCCUGGCUGUUUUAGACUGAUAGAGAUAUGCCUCACCUUAAAAAGAAAAUCUGUAGAUUAUUUAAAAAAAAUUCUAUUUUUAUAACAGAAAAGAGUUUGCUUGAGAGGUCAUACUUAUUUGCAUUUCAUCUUCCAUAUAGAAAGGGGAUCGAUGUCUGCACUCUGUUGGUUUUGUACUCUUGUGAAAGUGGUUUCUGAUUCGCUGAGAGACAAGGCCAGUUUUUGAACCCCACCUGACAGAUACACCCUCUACUACUCCAGGUUCUAAAGAAA
Molecule: messenger RNA, 3635 nt
Organism: Poeciliopsis prolifica (blackstripe livebearer)
Lineage: Eukaryota; Metazoa; Chordata; Actinopteri; Cyprinodontiformes; Poeciliidae
Gene: il1rapl1a
Product: interleukin 1 receptor accessory protein-like 1a
Exons: 12
Coding region: 235-2382 (715 amino acids)
Biological process (GO): negative regulation of exocytosis; signal transduction
Molecular function (GO): interleukin-1 receptor activity
Source: RefSeq, a predicted model, not a curated record